Molecule: messenger RNA, 312 nt
Organism: Eruca vesicaria subsp. sativa (arugula)
Lineage: Eukaryota; Viridiplantae; Streptophyta; Magnoliopsida; Brassicales; Brassicaceae
Source: the annotation of a GenBank genome assembly
AUGGAUGAACGUGAAGAGCUACGUCGUUUAAUCCCUCGUCAACUCGUGGCAACCCUGCUCGCCAUAUUCACCAUGUACAACGAACACGAGCUGAAAUUAGAUCCGAAGACGACGGGACGAUGUGCCUCGGAGUCCAACAAGUUGGCUAACAUGUUUUUCAUGCUGGUGGUCAUCAGAAUCAGUAUAACGCCGGUGGUGCUGGGACGCAUGCGGAGGACAAGAGAGGCUUGCGACACGCAUCUUGUGUUUGGUUCUAUCUUCCUCUUGGCCUCCCUCGCCUUCUCCGCUAAGCUGACUCCUUCCUUUUCGUGA